Messenger RNA from Psilocybe cubensis, 5742 nucleotides. RefSeq lists its product as uncharacterized. Gene Ontology annotation, molecular function: protein binding. Gene Ontology annotation, cellular component: cytoplasm. The record is from RefSeq and is a predicted model, not a curated record. The coding region runs from base 1 to 5742 and encodes 1913 amino acids. The transcript has 6 exons. Lineage: Eukaryota; Fungi; Basidiomycota; Agaricomycetes; Agaricales; Agrocybaceae. Gene Ontology annotation, biological process: response to starvation; autophagy.
AUGCCCCCUCGUUCCUCGCGCGCCAGCAAUGCCCGAAACCAGCAGCAACACAGACAACAUCAACAUCAACACCAGCAGCCAACGCCUCCCAUCACUGAUAACGACAACGACAACGACAACGACAAAGAUUCGCCACGGCGCGGACUCACAGCUGAUCUAUCGCCACCUGCACAGCUACCGACACCGUUACCUGACACAGGAGCUGUAGUGCCACAAGCAGACCUCGAGCUCUUGCCGCCUUUCGAGCUUGACGGAGAUGCGCGUGCUAGUGUUGAGACUGGCGUGUAUGCUAAUGUGGAGGGUGUGACGGAAAGAGAGAGGGGCAGAGAGCGUGGAAGGGUGAGGGUUAGCCCUAGCGACGGCGACCACGAUAGCGAUAAGCACCGCGACCACGAUAACACCAACCAAUCGCACUUUACUGGCAACUUGACGGGCGCACUGAUGCCUGUCACAGUCGGCGCUGGGAUGCUUGCUCUGUCUGAUAAGGAAGCUAACUCCUCUUCCUACCCUGCUGUUGCCGAUGAAGAGGUGUCGGAGGACCUAGCACAGACGUAUACCUAUGCACCACAAGACAUCACCCCGAACAGGAGGACGACGGUGGAAGAGCACGGCUCGCCGCCGCCGUUGCCUAUCCCACCGCGUACCUCCGUGACCGGGGAGCAGGCUUUCAGAUACAGACAGGAGGAUGUGAUGUGGGAUGAGGAGUUCCAGAACGUCCAACACACAGGAGGAGUCCGUGAGACGUCUUCUGGAUCUGCCUAUGCCCGCCCCGACGCGUCUACGAGUCCCCCUGUUUCAUCCACUUCGCCUCUACGCCGGAAUUCGAGUUCAACAUCGAAUCAACAGCCGGCAUCGAUACUUGAUACCCUUAACCGCACAAUUCGAGGACACAUGCCGUACGCACCGCCGUCGUCAGUUCCUGCACCACCAGCUGUGUCGAGACGGAGGGUGGAAGGCGUCGGUGCUGGAGGCUUCGGUUUCUCUGUCAAAAGUAGUGGAGGUGGAGACAGGGAGAGAGAGGCGAGGAUGAAGCAGGAGUUUGAGAGGGAGUAUGAAAGAGAUGGAGAUGACGAGGACUAUGAGAGGCAUGGUGGCUACGGCCAUGCCCCCAAUACCCAGCAGGACAGAGAAUAUAGGCCUACACAUCCAACCGCAAAGCACCGAAGUGUCGAUUUAGGUGUUGAACAUGAGGAAGGUCCGUAUGGAGGUGGAGGUGGAGGUGGAGGUGGGUAUGGAUACGGAUACGGAAUGGAACACACCCGCGGAUACUCGGAAGCGAUGAAUCAAGGUGUAGAACCUGGAAUUGGAACUAGGAUACCUGGAAGGAGAGAUUUGAAGAGCGGGGAGUACGGGAUUUCAGGUGGGAGAGGGCGAGGAGCAGUUGGUAUGGAACGAGAUAGUGGAGUUGAUCAUGGGUAUGGGUAUGGUGGAUAUGGAUAUGGUUACGGUGAAGAGGGUGAAGGGGUUGAGAAAGGUAGAGGCUCUAUGGGAGUUGGAGGAGGAGUUGAAAAUGUAAAGGGUGCGGGAGUGGCGAGAGGUCAGGGACAGAACCAGGGUUUGGUGCGUGUGCGAGACGAUGGAAUUGUGGGGGCGAGGUGGGAUGUGCUCAACGAUCGACGGGUCCUUGUAGUCGCCUAUCCGUCGGCCCUGCAGAUAUGGGAUACGUAUGACCUGAAAGCGAUUAGGGAGGUCGUGCGUCUGCGAUUCGAUGCUUCUGCUUCUUCUGGCACGCAAACGCAGUGGAGUGCGCUUUUCGCUCUUGGUAGGGAACCGAUGGGUACAGUAAAGGGCAAGGUUGCCGGCCAUGGUGUCGGUGGUAGGAUGGGGUCAGGCAGAGACGAUUUUACAAUCCGCGUUGCACAUGCGGUUAUCCUUCCCACUACCAGCAGGCGAGCAAAGGCUGCGACGCGCGACAAGGACGUGUUUGAGGAUGAGAGGCCGUUGCUUGGUUUGUUACUUGAAGCAGAGGCAGCGGAAGAGGAUGGUAAUGCGGGAGUCGAGUCUGUGACGGAAGUGGUGUUUGUGGUAUAUUCGCUUCGGACACAUCGAGUGGUGAAGCAUAUACCGCUCUCGGGGAUUCCUGAUUUUAGGAGUCGUGCGGGUACUUUUGAUGUUAGCAAGGAUUUCGUAGUCCUUAGCACGAAGAGCCCGCCAACACUACAUAUUCUUUCGUCCGCGACAUUCCGGAGGCUUCACACUAUCCACUCAACGUCCCUGGAAGCGUUCACAAGCCCCCCGCGUAUACCUCCUCCUACCCCACAUGGCUCAGAAAUGAAUGUGGAUGUAGCAGGUAUCAGCACCGCCGCUGGAGGACCUCCCAGCGUGCAUGCAGACGCAACAACCGGAAAGUCCAGAACAGGCGCCUUUUCGUCGGGCCUCUCAUUGUCGAUUGCCAACGCCAUUUCGAACGCGCUGUAUGCACCAGGGAGCCGCAGUAGCACGCCUGCUUCUGUCAAUCCUAGUGGAAAUGCUGAGCAAGCUGAUGGAUCAGUCUCCGUGCCAGUAGUGUACCCCUCUCCGGUGUUUGCGCUGUCUGGAAGACUCCUGGCGUAUGCAUCGCCCGUCCCUGGGCGCAGCACGGGGACUAGUGGAGGAGAUGCCGGCUCUAUGUCUCCAGGGGGUGUUGGUGGCGUCGGCUCGUCCCCUUCUCCGUCAUCCUUUCUCAGUGUCGGUACCGGUAUCACUUCAGGUAUUAGUAAAGCCUCUCGCCGGCUCUCGUCAUCGUCAUCAGCGUCUGUACACUCGAACGCACCGUCCAGCGCGUCAUCGUCGUCCGCGCCCUUCGGGCUGAGUGCCAUAAGUGGGAUUGGGGCAAGUAUCCCGCGCACACAGGCGGAGGUAGGGCAUGCUGCACUGAGGGUCAGCGAGAGCGUGGUGAGUGGUAUGCGGUUUUUGGGUGGUAUGGCGGUGGAUGCUGCGCGUAGCAGAGUGGGCGCUGGCGUGGGAGGUGGUGUACCAGUCAGGCAGGGUACACCUGUAGGUGCAGGGCGGGCGGGCGGAAGUGUUAGUGGAGGAGGGAAUGGGAGGUACAUCUCCAGAAGUGCACCGGAUAAUGCGGAGGAUGUGGAUGAUUCUGCGGCUGCGCAAGCUUUGCGUGAGCGCAGGUACUCCGCCAACGCGUCAGCCGCUGUUGGAAGUGUUCCCUCGUCCUCGUCGUAUGUCAGUUCGCAUGCCGUCGCACCACAUACGACGGGCGUGGUUGAACACGGGCAUUAUGUGACGGUGCUGGAUUUAGCACCGCUCCUGGACUCCAACUCUAGCGAGGCAGAUGGAUUUGGACGCGAUCUGGAAAGCACUGUGAAGAAUAUACACGACGUCGGCGUUGUCUAUAAUGACGAACUUGUCGACGACAUGCGCCCUAUCCGGACCCCUAUGAAGAUUGAUGAAUUCAAUGCAUCGCGUAGCCAGCCCGUCGCAGGUCUCUGCUUCGCGCAGGAUGGGACGAGCGUGGGCGUGAUCACGCGCGACGGGCACAGUGUCAAAGUAUUCAGGCUCCGCCCCGUGCCGUCCGUCGUGCGUCUAGGAGAAAGGAACACAUCGUCAGAAUUGGUGGAGGAAACUGGUUUGCAGGAGCCGCCACAAGGCCCGCGUGCUUCCCAGGUUUAUGACUUGUAUCGCGGACGCACGUCUGCUGUGGUGGAGGGUGUGGAUUGGGCGAAAGACGGCAGGUGGGUUGCGGUUGGUACGCGAAAUAGGACUGUUCAUGUGUUCGCGACGAACCCUUACGGCGGCAAGACCGAUUUACGAAGCCACAUGGAGGGGAGGGUUAGAAAUGUGGAUGUGAUUGAGCACCCAAUGACGUCUUUAAACGCGAUCGCGAAGCUGCGUGGGACUAAGGGCGCACAAGCACAGGCGAGCGCACCACUAGCGUUCACAUUCCUCUCGCCAUGCGAUGUGUUGUCGGCACCAGAUCUUGCGCCGCCACGUUCUCCUGCGGCACCACCGCCCAUGAAUAUCGUCAGCCGUUCGCCGUCCUCGCCAAAAACGGGUUAUACCAGCCAUGCUCAUGCCAGUGCGAGUAGCACGUCAACAACAACUAGUGCAUCUGGUGGAAAGCGCAGCACGAAUUUCCAGGAUGUGCUUCUCUUCGACCCGGCGAGCGGCGUGCUGUCGCUAAGACGGCUUGCUCUUGACAAGCAGCCCGUAAGAGACGUUGUAGGGGCAUCGGUGCAUGCGCUCGGCGUGGGUGUGACGAGCAUAUCACUACCGGGUGUGGGUGGAGUGGGGCGGCUGAGCUCGUCUUCACCAUCGACAAAGGGCGGAUUGGGCACGGCUGCUAUUUCUGGGUCUGGAAGUGGGAGCGGUAGUGGUAGCGCCGGUACGGAGACUCAGAUGGAGCUCACGGCGAAGGAGAGUGUAUUGGCGACAUGGACUUUGUUUGCGAGACGUGAUCGGGAGUGGGCAGAGAUCAAGACGCCGGUUGUACCACCUGUGAAGGGACCAGUUAGUGUAGGAAGCCCUCGAGACUGGCUUGCGGAGGGUGAAAUCACCACAGGCUCAAACUCCAAACGCGUUCUGCCUCGAUCACUAUAUCUUUCACACCAAUUCUUAUUCCAUACUCUAGGCGAAGACUACCACGCGCUGAUCAGGCGGUACCAGUUCGAUAUAGCAGGGGACAGGAUUGACGUGCGCCGCCAGGUCGAAAUCAGUGCAUACUCGUCCUCCUCGCCCGUGUCUGGCCUUCCUCUCCCAGGUGCCAUCAGCAGUGGUGGGAGCGGAAGCGGAAGUAGCGUCGGCCGCGAACACAUGCUCGACUUCUCGCCCUCAUCGCCACCGCAUUCACAUUCGCACAUGCACUCGCACUCCAUCCAACGCGUUUCCUCGUCGUUUGACGAGCCCAUUGCAUCUGCGAUUUCAGGCCGCUUCUUCGAGCCCGACCAUCCCAAUGUGUAUGGGUCCAGUGCAGGUACCACCUCUACCAGCAAUGCGCAUGCCCGCUCUCACUCUGUGUCGGGGGCGAUCCCUCCCAUACUCCCUAUGUAUCCGAACGGCGGGGUGCAUGCGACGGGCGGCUCUUUCAGGAACGCGAUUGCUAUCCCGAUUGGGCGGAAGAUGGCAGGGAUUGGAGAUGGCGUCAGCGAGGGUGUGGCGAGGCUCAGGCGGGAGAUGUUGCAGAAGGCUAAGACUGGCGGUGCUGGGCGCAAGGAGAGGGAGAGGGAGGAUAAUUCUGGUGGACAGCAGCAGGUUGUGCCGCUGGAAUUUGAUGAGGAAGAUGAGGACUUUGUUGGACACGCGGGAGAGGGGAGUGGGAAUGUGACUUCGGCGCCUUCGUCGACUUUGAACGCGACAUAUAUGCAGCAGCCGCAACAGCAAUCACAUCUGCAGCUGGUGUCUGAUGUCGAUGGUGGCGACGUGGUUGGUGCGGUAGACGAAGAGAUAUGGGAUGGCGGGUGGGACAUGCAAGAUCGGAUGGCUGUGGAAGAGCAGGAGGGGUUCUAUGAGCUUGACGGGCGAGGUGUCGGUUUCGUCUCCGGUCUGAACGUGGCGGGGGUAAGUGGGGGUGGUAGUGCUGCCAUUACACGCGUUGUCUCUGGGAGCCGUGGUGGUGGUAUUAGUGGUCCCAGUCAGGGUGUAAGCGAUGAGUUGCAGCCGCUGGAUGCUUCGUCUGCCAGUGCACGCCACCCGCAAACAUUGGCAACUGCCAUCGAGCCCAACCUGAUAGAUUUGGAAUCGUCCUUCACAGCGCCUAGCAACAAUACCAAGAAUGCGAAUAGGAAGACGAAGCAGAAACGGCGUGGCUGA